Molecule: messenger RNA, 780 nt
Organism: Trypanosoma theileri
Lineage: Eukaryota; Euglenozoa; Kinetoplastea; Trypanosomatida; Trypanosomatidae
Exons: 1
Coding region: 1-780 (259 amino acids)
Source: RefSeq, a predicted model, not a curated record
AUGUCUCUCAAUUUUGACAGUUACGCAGCCUCCCAACGGCAACGAUUGGAUGAAAUACGACGCGCAACCGAGAAGGAGCGACAGUUGCUCGCCUUGCAUGCUGGUAGAAUGUCACACAGUGUGGAUACCAGUCCAACUGCACCUAGAGAUUUUGCAUUACAACAGAGUGCGAGUCAUGAGAGUAGUCGCUGGCUCUCGCUUAAUGACAGAGCUAUGGAAAUGCAUGCGUUGGAUGAACAGCUAACAUUAGAGGAACGCGAUUUGGAUAAACAAUUUUUUGAACUUGAUCGUCGCUUGAAUGCAGCUGAGCGUCGAAAGACAGAGUUGCUAUCACAGCUCACACUUUUGCAGCACCGAGAGGCACUGAUAAAAAAACAAGAGGAACAACUUGAGGAAGAAGAGACGGGUGCUGAGAGAGAGACUAGACUGUUAGAGACAUUUGCACAAGAAGUAGAUGAGGAACAGCGUUCUCAUAACGUCCGUGUGAGUGAGAAACGUGGUCGAAUUGAUGUGGCAAAGACAGCUGCUCGUGAUCAGCAAAAAAAGCGUGAGUCACUGGAAGCACGAACCCGCUCUCAUGUUGAUGAGAUUCAAGAUCGUAUUAGACACCAUCGCACAGAGCUUAUGAAUCGUACUAGUGCACUUAACGAUAAAGAGCGGUGGUUACGGCAAGAAGAAUUGAGGAUUCGGGAAGAGGAGUUAUCUGCCAUCUACCGGCUUAGGAAAGAAAUUGAGUCCAUGACACUCUCUCUUUCUGGUGGAGAUGCUACACGUCAGUAG